UGUAUGAGGCAUGCAUGUUUGGCGCGAUACAUUGUAAACAAGAUCCAUGAUGUGUUUCCAAUGUGCGCAUGUGAGGACGUAUUGUUUGUGAGCUUAAGAUCAGUUGUUGAGCCCCUGUACUAAAGUGAAAUUUGUCAGUCAAAUCAAAGCAAUCCAAGAUGGCGAUUAAAACUGUUGGCAUUGUUGGAGCUGGCGUUAGUGGAUUGGUGUCAAUUAAAAGCUGUUUGGAGGAAGAUUUGCAGCCCAUAUGUUUUGAAAGGUCUUCAGGGUUUACUGGAGAGCUUUUCCAUUCACAGUACUUCAGAAGAGGCUCGGACUAUGCUGGAAAAACCGUUGUAGUUCUUGGGGCUGCAUUCUCUGGAGGAGAUGUUUCUGUUGAUUGUAGUCGUUUUGCGAAAAUGACAUAUAUGAGUACUCGCAGAGGAUGCUGGGUGUUGAAAAGAGGAUUCGGAGGCAAAGAACCCUGGGAUAAGCACAUUCUUAGCCAAUGGUUCAACUACAUGCCAGAGUGCUUUCAAGAACUGUAUAUAGAGAGGGUCCUAAGGCGUGUCGUGAACCACGAAGCUCUUGGUUUGGAGAGUGACAUUCGCCUAUACGCAGGAGCGACUAUUAUGAUAAAUGAUUCUAUAGAUGGUCAAAUAUAUUGUGGCAAACUGAAGGUGAAACCAGGAAUAGAAAGGCUGACAAAAACCGGUGUUGUGUUCACGGAUGGUUCACACGUGGACAACGUUGAUGUGCUGGUUACAGCGACAGGAUAUCUUAAAAGUUUUCCGUUCAUAGAAAGUAAAGAAAUUAGAGAUUCUAUGGAGGAACUUCAAUUGUACAAGUACAUCUUCAACCCAGAUGUACCUACACUCGCUGCUAUCGGUCUCUUCAAAGGUCUUGGGACUCAGGCUAAUGCAUAUGAGAUGCAGUCUCGUUACGUUGUGCGCAUUUUCAGCGGGAAAUUGAAAUUACCAUCGAAAAAUGCGAUGAGAAAAGACAUCAAAGAAGUAUCAGAAAUUAACAUAAGGGAUCACGGCAGCAUUCAUUCAUAUAUGUGUAUAAGAGACAGCCUACAUACCAGAUUUCCAAUUGCGAUGAAGCUUGCUUUUGGCACGUUGUAUCCGUACAUAUUCCGUAUUCAAGGGCCACACUCUUGGGACGGCGCGAUGGAUGCACUACUAGAUGCUCCUCGAAAAACGGCGAUGGCAACAAAAAUGCGUGUUUCUAAAGUGCCUUAUAGAACCUUUCUUCACACUUUGGCUCAAGUAGGCCUAGUAGUCGGUGUCAUGCUGUUCGCUGUGAUUUUGGGAUUGUUUUUCAAGAUGUAGCGAAGAUGUAAUAAUAGAGAGACGUUCGGUUUGCACGACGAUGUGACCCUAGAAUGAUUCACAAACCGGACUGCUGUAGUUUUGACUCUUCAUUCUAUGAACAACGUAAAUUUUGAAAAAAAACCACACAGGAGUGGCGCCAGUUGUGUGGGGGGAGGGGGAGGGGCGAACAAAUUUGCCUGAGGGGAAAAA
Molecule: messenger RNA, 1505 nt
Organism: Anneissia japonica
Lineage: Eukaryota; Metazoa; Echinodermata; Crinoidea; Comatulida; Comatulidae
Product: dimethylaniline monooxygenase [N-oxide-forming] 1-like
Exons: 7
Coding region: 159-1313 (384 amino acids)
Molecular function (GO): flavin adenine dinucleotide binding; N,N-dimethylaniline monooxygenase activity; NADP binding
Source: RefSeq, a predicted model, not a curated record